AUGGCCUCUGUUAAACCUUCCUGGUCUGAAGAGAACUUUUCAUGUUCCAUCUGUCUGGAUGAGUUCAGUAGCCCAGUUACCAUACCAUGUGGACACAACUUCUGCAGAAACUGUAUUAUUAUGUUCUGGGAUAAACAAAUCCAGUACAAAUGUCCUGUUUGCAAUGAGCUUUUCCAAGCAAGACCUGAUCUACGUGUCAAUAACCUUUUAUCAGAGAUGGCUGCUCAGAUUAAAACGUCUGUUCGAAUAAAAGUGCAGCCUUGUGUUGAACCAGGAGAAGUUCCCUGUGACGUCUGUACUGAGACCCAGCUGAAGGCCGUGAAAUCCUGCCUCGCGUGUUUUAUGUCUUACUGCCAAAACCACCUGGAGCCACAUCAUAGAGUCGCAGUCCUGAAGAGACAUCAGCUGGUCGAGCCUAUGGACCGUCUGGAAGACAGGAUGUGUAAGAAACACGACCGGCUUCUGGAGCUCUUCUGCCAGAGUGAACAGGUGUCUGUGUGUCAGUUCUGCACAGAGACAGACCACGGGUCCCAUCCUGUUGUACCUCUAAAGGAGGAAUAUGAAGUGAAGAUGGCCCAGCUGGGGAAGAUAGAGUCUGAUGUUCAGCAGAUGAUCCAGGAGAGAAAUAUAAAGAUUAAGGAGAUCAAAGACACAGUAGAAAUGGGCAAGAAAGAUGCACACAGAGAGAUAGCCGAUGGUGUGCAGGUCCUCACUGCUUUGAUGCGCCGCAUUGAAAAGUUACGGGAUGAUUUCAACCAAACGGUUAAAGAGAAACUAAAAUCCACAGAGAAACAAGCUGAAGACCUCAUCAAAGAGCUGGAGCAGGAAAUAGAAGAUCUGACCAAUAGGAGCUUAGAGGUGAAGCAGCUCUCACACACUAAAGACCAUCUCAACUUCCUCCAGGCCUUCAGAUCCCUGAAGGAUCCUCCACCCACCAGAGACUGGACGACGGUGGAGGUUCGUCCUCCGUCAUACGUAGGGACCUUGAGGAGAUGCCUGGAUCAGCUGGAGGAGACACUUAACAUGGAGAUGAAGAAGACACUGAACAUGGAGAUGAGGAAGCUGCGUGGUGCUGAACUGAAGAGGGUCCAGCAGUAUGAAGUAGAUGUGACUCUGGAUCCUGAUACAGCUCAUCGCCAGCUCAUCCUGUCUGAAGAUGGGAAACAAGUACAUGUUGGAGGUGUAGUGAAGGAUCUCCCAGACAACCCUAAGAGAUUUACAGUGAAAAUAUUUGUUCUCACGAGGCAGAGCUUCUCCUCAGGGGGAUUUUACUUUGAGGUCCAGGUUAAAGACAAGACUGCAUGGCAUUUAGGGGUGGCCAGAGAGUCCAUCAACAGAAAAGGUCUCAUCAUAUCAACCCCUGAGAGAGGUUACUGGACUAUUUUAUUCAACAAGAAUAAGUUGGUAUUUAAUGAUAACCCAAAUGUUCGUCUCCCUCUGAGAGCUGAGCUCCAGAAGGUGGGGGUGUUUGUUGAUUAUGAUGAGGGUCUGGUCUCCUUCUAUGAUGUGGAAGCCAGGGUUCAUAUCUACUCUGCUACCGGCAGCUCCUUUACUGAGCCUCUCUAUCCAAUCCUGUCUCCAUGUUUACAUGAAGGCGGUAUAAACACUACCCCUCUGAUCAUAUCACCUGUCAAUCAAGCUGACUAG
Gadus morhua (Atlantic cod) is the source of this 1647-nucleotide messenger RNA. RefSeq names its product E3 ubiquitin-protein ligase TRIM39-like. Gene Ontology annotation, molecular function: protein binding; zinc ion binding. The transcript has 2 exons. The record is from RefSeq and is a predicted model, not a curated record. NCBI's taxonomy places the organism in Eukaryota, Metazoa, Chordata, Actinopteri, Gadiformes, Gadidae. The coding region runs from base 1 to 1647 and encodes 548 amino acids.